AAGGGGCCAAGGGAUGAACUGGGGCCCUCCUUCCCAAUGGCAUCUCCCCCUGGUCUGGAACUGAAGACAUUGAGCAAUGGUCCCCAGACCCCAAGGACACUAGCUCCCCUGGGCCCAGUAGCCCUACCCAGAGAGGGUGUGGAGAAUGCCUGCUUCUCUUCGGAGGAGAAUGAGACUCAUUUCCAGAACCCUGGGAACACCAGAUUGGGCAGCUCCCCCAGUCCCCCAGGAGGCAUCCCCUCACUGCCCCGAUCCCAGAGGGACGAUGUGUCUCUACAUUCAGAGGAGGGGCCAGGCCUGGAGCCCGUGAGCCGCCCUGUGGAUUAUGGCUUCGUUUCUGCCCUGGUUUUCCUGGUGAGUGGGAUUCUUCUAGUGGUGACAGCAUAUGCCAUCCCGCGGGAGGCCCGCGUCAACCCUGACACAGUGACAGCUCGGGAGAUGGAACGACUGGAGAUGUACUACGCCCGCCUGGGCUCCCACCUAGACAAGUGCAUCAUCGCGGGCCUGGGGCUGCUCACGGUGGGCGGCAUGCUCCUGUCGGUGCUGCUGAUGGUCUCUCUGUGCAAGGGCGAGCUCUACCGCCGGCGGACCUUCAUCCCUGGCAGGGGCUCCAGGAAGACCUAUGGCUCCAUCAACCUGCGCAUGAGACAGCUCAAUGGGGAUGGGGCCCAGGCCCUGGUGGAGAACGAAGUUGUCCAGGUCUCAGAAACUAGCCACGCCCUCCAGGGCUCUUAA
Otolemur garnettii (small-eared galago) is the source of this 735-nucleotide messenger RNA. RefSeq names its product transmembrane protein 74B (gene TMEM74B). The coding region runs from base 37 to 735 and encodes 232 amino acids. The record is from RefSeq and is a predicted model, not a curated record. The transcript has a single exon. Lineage: Eukaryota; Metazoa; Chordata; Mammalia; Primates; Galagidae.